AUGACCAACGACUCUCCCAACGAAGCUCGUCGGUACGGAACGCCGGUCUUUCCUCCGGCAUCAGAAAAUGACCGAACAUCGCCUGUUGCCGAUACAUCUUCAUUCGGGCUAUGUAGCACUGAUUCUACAAUGUCGAAAACCCUGGAGACAGGAAAAAUUUAUCCUGGUUCUGAUUACCAACCUCAAUCGGGCGUUCCACAAACAGAAAAUUCCCCCAGUUAUCAACAACCUAAUUACGCCAUAGCUGCAGCUCACUUGACACAAUCACAACCGGGAUUAAAAAGCCUGCAUGCAAUGACAUCUGGGUAUUGGCAACAAUCAGCUAUAAUCACUCCGCCAGAGCAAAUGAUUUUACCUGGCAAUUACGCCCCGAUGUUUCCUACAGCAGAUUCAUUUAGUGCGUCUAUGGCAUAUACCUCAGCAGCCACACCCCUUGGAGCCUCGUGGCCUUGGAUGAUGUCAGUCGGCUCAAACAUUUACAACCAAUCUACUAGCUUCAGGGAUUCCGUCCAGCCGGGGAGCCCAAACAUAGCUCCAGCUCUUUCUGUGUCCAUUAUGCGAGGAGCAAUGGAUAUGGCUUCUCAAUAUAAUAGCGAUAGCGGCAUCAAAAGCAUUACUGCUUCUGCCCAACUGAACGCUAUACCUGAAUACAGCCGACCCUCCGCCUUUCAUGUGGUUUCUAGAGACCACACCGAUUCACAAAUGAGUGCUCAUGAAAGUUCUACUGAUCAAAUCCUUGAUGAAGAUUCUUCUAACACCAUGCCGGAUAAAUCAUUUCGAGCACUCAAAAGCAAAAGAACACCUUACCGACGAACAAGACGUCGCGUUAAGAGUCGUCCUGGUUCGCUUGAGGAGAUACUGAAUGAUAGUAUUAACUCAUCUACGCCGGACCUCUCUCAUGGUUCUUGGAUGAAAGAGGGUGCAACUGCUGUCUACAAAUCUUGUCCAUAUGGCUGGAGCUCAAAUACCGAUGAAGCCGAGCUGAAUGAGAAUUCCGAGAACGAGGUGAAGAAUCAGCAACCGGCCUGCUCCAACUCCUCACGACCAAGUUCCACACGUAGUCGCCCGUUGAAUCGCAAUGCACUAAAACAAAUGAGACAGUGGUACGAAGCGCACAUCGACCGACCUUAUCCGACUACGGCGGAGAAGUUACAGCUGGCGAGGCUUGGGGGAAUCAAACUUUCCCAGGUGAACUCCUGGUUUGCCAACCAACGCACUCGAUCCUGUAAUACGCGUCCGAAGAAGAAACUACAGCGCUUACAUUCUCGUCUGAAAGAUGUGGCAGUGGAGCUGGAACAAAUGACUCAAGGCAUCGUCUCGGCCGCUGAUCUGGAGUUGCAGCUUCGUUCGAUUGUGGAUUCAUAUUUGGCCUAA
Echinostoma caproni is the source of this 1374-nucleotide messenger RNA. NCBI's taxonomy places the organism in Eukaryota, Metazoa, Platyhelminthes, Trematoda, Plagiorchiida, Echinostomatidae. The record is from the annotation of a GenBank genome assembly.